UUUGCUCCAAUGGUGGCAAAGGGACUCGAAUUGAGUUUUUCUUGUUUGUACAUUUAAUGAUCAUUAACAAAUGGAAAAAAAGAAAUUCAACAUCAAUUUAGACGACUCAAAAUUUACCAAGGAAAGAAGUCCGGUGGCUUCUUUGUUCAAAACCAAGGGUAGCCAUGUAGAGACCUCUGCUCAGAGUGCUCCACCAGCUCCCGGACAACCCCGGUCCUACGCGGAGUUCGUCGUUCAGAGCAAAAACAAGGGUCUUCAGGAAACGGCCCUAGGCCCACAGACACAUACAUCGGCUGACGAAACUGCUGCAGGCCAAAGUAGCCUUAAGUCAACUGUAAGCGAGUUAGAAACUAGGACCUCCACAGACUUAGAGAAACCAGAGACUCUCCAGCAGGGACCAGCUGAGGUGCCAACAAAAGAGGAAGGUCAGAGUUCGGAGAGCUGUGUAAUUGCUCCUCACCUCUUAGGAUCAGGAAACAGUAUUAUCGUCAGUCCUCGACAGCGAGGAAACCCCAUCCUAAAGUUUGUGAGAAAUGUGCCUUGGGAGUUUGGAGAAGUGGUGCCAGACUAUGUUUUAGGACGAACCACAUGUGCUCUCUUUCUCAGUGUGCGUUAUCAUAAUCUCAACCCGAAUUACAUCCACGAACGGUUAAAACAGCUGGGACAGAGCUUCGCCCUCAGAGUGCUGCUCAUCCAGGUUGAUGUGAAAGACCCUCCUCAUGCGCUGAAAGAGCUUGCUCGAAUAUGCAUCAUGGCUGAUUGUACUCUCAUCCUUGCCUGGAGCCCCGAAGAAGCAGGCCGUUACCUUGAAACAUAUAAAUCUUAUGAGAAGAAACCUGCAGAUCUUCUGAAAGAACAAGUGGAGAAAAACUACCUGUCCCAGGUUACUGAUUGUUUAACCACAGUAAAGUCUGUCAAUAAAACAGAUGCCAUGACCCUUUUAUCUACUUUUUCUUCUCUGGAAGGCAUCAUCAAUGCUUCGAAGGAGGAGCUAGUGUUAUGUCCAGGGCUUGGUCCACAGAAGGCAAAAAGACUUUAUGAUGUUCUUCACCAGCCCUUCAUAAAGACCAAGAAGAAGGAGAGCUGAUAAUGCCAAACUGUCUUCAAAAAUCAUGAAGUGUCUUAAAACACUGUAGCACAUGGUUCCUGGAAACUUCUGUGAAGUCUUUGGUUUAUGAUGGUCUCAGUCUGUGACCCACAGUGGUUUAUGCAUUUAUUUUUGUAGUUUAUAGAUAUGUAAACCAGUGUGGUGUAAUCGAAUGCAAAAGGAUGUAGAUGUUCAAUGUUAGAUGGUAAAAAUAAUGUGUGAGCGAAUGUAUGUGUUUGUGAAACGCACAAUAAAUGUCAUCGUUACUUUGCAGCA
This is a messenger RNA of Triplophysa dalaica, 1363 nucleotides long. It is a transcript of the gene ercc1, whose product is annotated as excision repair cross-complementation group 1. The record is from RefSeq and is a predicted model, not a curated record. Gene Ontology annotation, molecular function: single-stranded DNA binding; damaged DNA binding. Lineage: Eukaryota; Metazoa; Chordata; Actinopteri; Cypriniformes; Nemacheilidae. Gene Ontology annotation, cellular component: nucleotide-excision repair factor 1 complex; nucleus; ERCC4-ERCC1 complex. Gene Ontology annotation, biological process: meiotic mismatch repair; mitotic recombination; UV-damage excision repair. The transcript is spliced from 9 exons. Bases 71 to 1087 code for a protein of 338 amino acids.